This is a messenger RNA of Hydractinia symbiolongicarpus, 3019 nucleotides long. Its product is annotated as pyridoxal 5'-phosphate synthase subunit PdxT-like. Gene Ontology annotation, cellular component: cytosol; glutaminase complex. Gene Ontology annotation, molecular function: glutaminase activity. The coding region runs from base 1819 to 2553 and encodes 244 amino acids. Gene Ontology annotation, biological process: pyridoxine metabolic process; pyridoxal 5'-phosphate biosynthetic process. The record is from RefSeq and is a predicted model, not a curated record. The transcript has 4 exons. NCBI's taxonomy places the organism in Eukaryota, Metazoa, Cnidaria, Hydrozoa, Anthoathecata, Hydractiniidae.
GAAUGGAAGAGAGGCCUCGCUUUUAGAAUAACUCCUUUGCCUUUCUACUGAAGAAAAGUUGGAGGUGAUGUCCCUAAAAACACAAAGACACAGAAAUAAAAUAAAGCAAUUGCAACAACCUUUGACAUAGCUAGCUACCAGCUAGCUACACAUACAUUAAGCGUUUUGUUUUGACAAAAAUAGGGAAAUAUAUGAUGAUGAAUGUUAUGGGGAUUGGAAGAAGAAUAUAUUAUAUAACUCAAUUUUGAUGGAAAAAACUUAGCAACGUGUAUAGCUAGUAGUAGUGUGGCAGUAGCUACAGAGGCAAAAUAAGUAGUGUAAUUCUCCUUAGUAAAACUGGGAGACCUAGCAUGAAUAUUUAUUUACCCCAGAGAAAAAAGAAUAUUGAUUGCUCUUUGAUUAGAUUGUUUACCUCCAUUCUUUGCUCACAAAAUCAUUAGGAAAAUUCUUUCUUCUAGCUACAGUAUGAUGUUUUGAGUGCAAAAUGGUUUCACUCAUCCAAAGAAACAUAAUGACUGACUGUUUUAGGCUGUAACACAUGACCAUACCAUAUACAAGUUUCAUACGCAUGAAAGCUUUUUUUAUAAUAAGGAAGGGUUUACUAGUCAGGUGUUGUAGCUUAAUGGUUAUAACUGUCCCACUCACUUUGUGCAGGGAGAUCACGGUUCGAAUCCCUUAGCAGUAAUUCGCAAUAUAUGCAAGUAAAUGUUACCGAAGCCCUAGGUAUUUCAAACCAUAUGUCUGGUAAAGCGGGUCUUCAUAGCUGAAAAUGAGCAUUAAAUACUAUUCCAUCUAACCUGGAAAUAAUAGGCAUGAUAUAUAUCCCUCAGUAUUUACGAGGCUAACCAGUAAAAUAUGCACAUCUUAUUUGUUAAGCUAGUCUAAUUGUGUACUGUAUCCUAAACUUUAUAUCGUGUGUAUUUUGUUGUGGCUUUUUUAUAACUUAUUUUACUUAAGCUUUAAAUUUUUGAUUAGUUUUUAUUAGAGAUGGCGCCAUAGAUUAGUGGUUAUAGCUCUCAUACUUUGUGCAGGAGACCAGGGUUUGAUUCCUCUUGACGGUGAUUCACCAUGGGCGAGUGAAUGUUAACAUAGCCCGGGUUAACCCAAGCCAUGUGAAGGAAAUUGAGGAGAUAGCACACUGUGUGGGCCGUUGGAUGUUGCCAGGAGUUGUCUAGUAGAGCACGGGCCCUAAUUGGGUCUGCAUAGCUCAAAAUGAGCAUUAAAUACUCUAGGACUCUCCAUCUAAGCCAUGGUCCCUCCUGGAAAUAAAAGACAGGGUAUAUCCCUCAAUAUUUGUGAGGCUAGCCAUGUAAAAUAUGCACAUUAUCAUCAUCAUCAGAAUUAUACGACUUUAAAGUCUUGUUAAUUAUGAAUUACUGGUUGUUUAAAAUAUCACACUGCAUAGGUUAGACAUAUACAUCACCACAAAUCUUGAUAAACCUCUAGUACAGUACCCUGUUCAUUUGAUGUAAUGCAUUAAUUACCAUAAUUACUAAAACUACUUGGUCAAAAAUAUUGAGAAUCUGCCAUAUUUUUUCAAAAAAUAAUCUACAAACGUAGGUAUCAGGGAAAAAACUCCAUAGUGCAUAUUCAACUGUGGUGGAAACCAAGGUUUUUUCAUUAAAACAAAUAAAAAACAAUUUCACUAAAGGAUAGCUUUAUGUGUGACCUGUCAAUGAAGCUUGACAAAUUUCUAAAUGAAAUUGGCUGUUUCCUUGUUUGUUUACAUUAUUUUAAUUUUACUGUUGCAUUGAUCUCUGGAUUAUUGCUGUAGAUUACCAAAUUUUCGUCCCUUUAAAAUAAGAAACUUUGAAAUUUAUGCCCAGUAUAUUUUCAGUUUUCACUACUAUAUGUUUUCAGUGCUACACUUUUAUUGCAGUUAUGAAGAAAUCAUUCAAAAUUGGUGUCCUUGCAAUUCAAGGUGCUUUUGCAGAACACAAAAAUGCUUUUCAAAAUUGUGCCCUAAAAUUUAGCAUUACUAUUACCAUGGUGGAGAUACGUUCUGCUGAUGAUAUUACAGCUGAUCUUGAUGGUAUUGUUUUGCCGGGUGGCGAGAGCACAGCCAUGGGAAGGUUAUUAAAGCAAAAUGAGUUUGGAGAAAGAUUGAAAACAUACAUCUCUGGAAGCAUGACUAAUCACCGGCCAGUCAUAUGGGGCACAUGUGGCGGUUUAAUCAUGCUAUCCAAUGACCUUGUUAAUCAAAAGCAAGGUGGACAAUAUAUGCUUGGUGGGCUUGAUGUAACAGUAUCACGAAAUUUCUUUGGAAGUCAAAUUAAUAGUUUUGAAGGACCAGUUACACUGGAUAAGGACAUUAUGGGGCAAGAGACCUGUCACGGAGUAUUUAUAAGAGCGCCAGCAGUUACAUCAUGCGAUAGUGGGAAGGUGCAGGUCUUGGGUUGUGUAGACGCAAGAGAUGGUUCAGACAAAUCUAUUGUGGUGGCUGUUCAGCAGGGAAAUAUUUUAGCAACUUCUUUUCAUCCAGAACUUACAUCGGACCGUUUAUGGCAGAAGUAUUUUCUAGAUUUGAUUGUAAAACUCAACAACACUGCGUAGGCCAAAAGUUUUAAAUUUGUAUAAAAAUUCCCGAGAGAGUUUAUUACGGCGAAUUGACAUGUUGUCUUGCAAUUUUUUUGUUUUUAGCAGCUCCUCCCUUUGAAAAAGUGAUAGAUUAUAGAUAAAUUGGUAUUUUUUUCUUUACACACGAAAGACCAAGAAAGAAAUUUUAAGAUAUUCUACGAAUUUGUUAAAGUUUCAAUUUCCACAAUAUACAGUCUCUAAAGUGAGCCAACUAAGAAUGGCUUUGUUAAAGUUUUUUGGAGAUUCAAAAUAACGAAACUUUUUUGUCCAAACAACUGCUAAAGUCAAAGGAUAUUCGAGUUAUGGUAAAAAUCAGAGUUGUCAACAGCGUACUGUAUAAAGUUAGAUAAAUAUUUUUACGUUUAUUUUUUGGUUAUGUUAUAAUAACUUUAUCUUUUAACUAAGGAAAUAACUGUCUUUGGAUCAAUUCAGUUUUGGUUUU